UUAUAAUUGGAAUGGUCUUCUUCAUUUUAUUGAAGGUGACAGAAUUCAUCUAAUUAGUUUUUGUCUUUCAGUACAAGAUAAAACCACUUGGGCACUUACGGCUACUUACUACGUUAGAGGAAAUAUGUGUUGAGAGAUAUUAUGAAAAUGAAAUAUUAACGUGUGUACUGAAUUUAUUUAAUUGACUUUAUAUUUUAACUAUUGUUGUAAGUUGUAACACAUGGUCUUGGUAUUGUUGUUCUAUGCUUUGAUGAGAGGUAUUUUCAUUCAUAGGAAUCAGGCUUAGCUGUGAAGCAAUUAUUGUUAUCCAUGUUUUUUUGCUAAAUUCUUAACUCAUUUGUACGUGAAUCUAGAUCAGUAUUGAUCCACCAACUCUCUAAGAAACUUACCCAAAGAAUACCUUAUAAGUUGAGAGGACUUCCUGUUUCAUCUGCCUUCCAUCCAAACCGUAGUAUAUUCUUCAUUUCAACGAAGAAGGAUGUGCGCGUUUUUGAUCUGUUAAAGCAAAAGCUUCUUAAGAAGCUUGAGCCUGGAGUGCGUGAAGUUUCCUCCAUCGGUAUUCACCCUGGUGGUGAUAAUGUCAUUGUGGGAAGCAAAGACGGAAAAUUGUGCUGGUUUGACAUGGACCUUUCUUCUCACCCUUACAAAGUCCUCAAGCCUCAUAAAAAAGACAUCAGCAAAGUCUCUUUCCAUCAUUCAUACCCUUUAUUCUCCUCAUGCUCAGACGAUUGCACCGCAUAUGUUUUCCAUGGAAAGGUUUAUUCGGAUCUGAAUCAGAACCCAUUAAUUGUUCCCCUGGAAAUUCUACGUGGGCAUGCUAGUGCAGAUGGAAGAGGAGUUCUGGACUGCAAGUUCCAUCCAAGGCAACCAUGGCUAUUUACCGCUGGCGCCGAUUCAGUUAUCAGGCUCUAUUGUCAUUAAGAAAGGUCACAGGGGACGGUAAUAGUAUAUCCUUCAAGUUCCAUUGUUAAAGGGCGUUGGAAGAUUAUCAGAUCCCAACCUAGUUCAGAUUCUUUCCGAGGAGAGAAUGAGAAAAGUAAUUUAGUCCGUAUUGGAACCUUGAAAUGAUAAAAGGUAUAUUGUUCUAUUUGUUUUUCACCUUAUUUUUAGCGACGAGUCUUUUUACAGAAUACCCAGUGUUGUUUCAAUACAUUGUUAUUUUGACAUGGUGUUUGACGUGUUGUGUAGUAUUACAAUAUGGGUCUGAUUAUUUUUCAAGCUAAUUUUAUUCUAAAUUCUCAUUAAUAAGUUU
This is a messenger RNA of Olea europaea var. sylvestris, 1252 nucleotides long. Its product is annotated as ribosome biogenesis protein BOP1 homolog. Gene Ontology annotation, cellular component: preribosome, large subunit precursor; PeBoW complex. Gene Ontology annotation, molecular function: protein binding; ribonucleoprotein complex binding. The transcript has 4 exons. Lineage: Eukaryota; Viridiplantae; Streptophyta; Magnoliopsida; Lamiales; Oleaceae. The record is from RefSeq and is a predicted model, not a curated record. Gene Ontology annotation, biological process: ribosome biogenesis; maturation of LSU-rRNA from tricistronic rRNA transcript (SSU-rRNA, 5.8S rRNA, LSU-rRNA). Bases 622 to 921 code for a protein of 99 amino acids.